UGUGUAUAAAAACCCUGACCAGCUGGAGCUGAUCACUGCAUUCAGCAACAACCAACUACAGGCAACAUGAGUCUCAAUGCUAAGGACAAAGAGGUGAUCAACAACUUCUGGAAGAAGGCGUCUACCAGGGCGGAUGAAAUCGGUGCCGAAGCUCUGGGCAGGAUGCUGACGGUCUACCCACAGACCAAAACCUACUUUGCCCACUGGAAGGACCCGAGCCCCGGCUCUGAGGCCGUGAAGAAGCACGGAAAGAUCGUUAUGAAUGGAGUUGCAAAGGCAGUGAACAACAUUGAUAAUCUGACUUGCAGUCUUCUUGCCCUCAGUGAGCUGCAUGCCUUCAAACUUCGAGUGGAUCCUGCUAACUUCAAGAUUCUUGGUCAAUGCAUCCUGGUGGUCUUCAACUCCAUGUUCCCUGGGGACUUCACUCCAGAGGUCCAUGUGUCUUUUGACAAGUUCAUGGCUGCUGUGGGUCUUGCCCUGUCUGAGAAAUACAGAUAAACAAUACCCAGUGAGAACCAAUAACAGGAACGCUCCCUGUCACCUUCAAUAUGAAGAAUAAAUGAUCAGAUUAAAACAAAAU
Messenger RNA from Thalassophryne amazonica, 580 nucleotides. Its product is annotated as hemoglobin embryonic subunit alpha-like. Gene Ontology annotation, molecular function: oxygen binding; haptoglobin binding; heme binding. Gene Ontology annotation, biological process: hydrogen peroxide catabolic process; oxygen transport. The transcript is spliced from 3 exons. The coding region runs from base 67 to 498 and encodes 143 amino acids. Lineage: Eukaryota; Metazoa; Chordata; Actinopteri; Batrachoidiformes; Batrachoididae. Gene Ontology annotation, cellular component: blood microparticle; haptoglobin-hemoglobin complex; hemoglobin complex. The record is from RefSeq and is a predicted model, not a curated record.